This is a messenger RNA of Sardina pilchardus (European sardine), 1317 nucleotides long. It is a transcript of the gene vsig8a, whose product is annotated as V-set and immunoglobulin domain containing 8a. Bases 215 to 1261 code for a protein of 348 amino acids. The record is from RefSeq and is a predicted model, not a curated record. The transcript is spliced from 8 exons. Lineage: Eukaryota; Metazoa; Chordata; Actinopteri; Clupeiformes; Clupeidae.
ACAGCUGUGCUCUCUUCCUGCUUUUCACGGAUUGGGAUUUCAUCCAAACUUGCAGUAUUUUAUCUUUUGUUUUUUUGAUCGGAAUUAAUGUUUUGAGACGUAUGACGAGGAGACCAGCAUAUUUCAGAGGAUCACUGCAAAACUACGGCACAGGCUGAGAGCACCAGAGACAGAGAGCGAUCUCUUUGUCAGUUCGACAGUCCAGAGAGUAAAGAUGCAGAUGGUGGUGAGAAUAAGGCGUUCCCCCAUCGCUGCAUAUAUCACUGCAGUCACUCUGUUUGGAUUUCUUGUGUCACUCAAUGAAGAUGUUGCCAUGGCGAUGGAGGUGACCUCCUCGGGGCCCCAGACUCUGCAGAAGGCCCAGGGGGACACGGUGACGCUGGGGUGCACAUACUCACCGGGGCCCCUGGACAUGGGGGACCUGGACAUCGAGUGGUCCGUCAUCAGCCCUGACACCACCCAGAAAGACCAGCUAGUUAUCUCCUACACAGGUGGGAGGAAGUAUCUCCAUGGCAACCCUGCGUUAACGGCAGGGCUGGACUUUGCCGCAGGAAACCCGGCGAACGGAGACGCGUCCCUCUCCAUCAGCUCUGUCUCCGCUGGCAACAGCGGCGUCUACCAGUGCAAGGUGAAGAAAGCCCCGGGGGUCGACACACGCAAGAUCUCCCUGGUGGUCAUGGAGCGUCCAUCAGCGCCCAGGUGUUGGGUGGAGGGGGGUGAGGCUGUGGGGAGUCCGCAGUCGCUCCACUGCAGCUCUGCUCAAGGGACGCCUCCAUUGGCCUACCAGUGGAAGAGGGAGAUCGGAGGGCCAACCCCCUCUGCAGUCACUCAGGACUCUCUGACAGGGCAGCUGAAGAUCAGUAAUCACUCUGAAAGCUUUGCUGGGAUCUACACCUGUGAGGUGAGCAACGUUGUGGGAAAAGAACGCUGCAAGAUCAACCUGCGGGCCCUCAAACCCCCCAGUACAGCAGGCGUGGUGGUGGGGACGGUGGUGGGCGUCCUGCUGCUGGUCAUCAUCGUCCUGAUCGCCGUCUGGCUGAUGGUCUACAGGCGCCGGCCGCGCUACGACAAGGAAGUGUCCAAUGAGAUCAGAGAGGAUGUCCCGCCCCCUGAGAGCCGUCCAACCAGCCGCGUCUCCAGCCACCACAGGGGAGUGGCCUACAGUCCAGUGGGCGGAGCCACGCAGCUCCCUUCCUCCUCGAGCACUUCCUGCUCCGACACCAAGUACGAGUACGACAGCCGCUUUGGCUACGCCGUCUGAGCGGACUUCCUUCUCCACCGCUUCUCUGACCGUCUGAUAGGUCAACCACCAGACAC